Apodemus sylvaticus (European woodmouse) is the source of this 969-nucleotide messenger RNA. RefSeq lists its product as uncharacterized. The record is from RefSeq and is a predicted model, not a curated record. Bases 1 to 969 code for a protein of 322 amino acids. The transcript has a single exon. Lineage: Eukaryota; Metazoa; Chordata; Mammalia; Rodentia; Muridae.
AUGCACCUGUGCCCCGUGCCCCUCACCUGUGCCCCUCACCUGUGCCCCUCACCUGUGCCCCAUGCCCCUCACCUGUGCCCCUCACCUGUGCCCCUCACCUGUGCCCAAUGCCCCUCACCUGUGCCCGUGCCCCUCAUCUGUUCCCCAUGCCCCUCACCUGUGCCCCUCACCCUGUGCCCAGUGCCCUUCACCUGUGCCCCAUGCCCCUCACCUGUGCCCAUGCCCCUCACCUGUGCCCCUCACCUGUGCCCCAUGCCCUUCACCUGUGCACCUCACCUGUGCCCCUCACCUGUGCCCCUCACCUGUGCCCCAUGCCCUUCACCUGUGCACCUCACCUGUGACCUGUUCCCUGUGCCCCUCACCUGUGCCCUGUGCCCUCACCUGUGCCCUGUGCCUCUCACCCUGUGCCCCAUAUACCUCACCCUGUGCCCCUCACCCUGUGCCCCAUUCCCCGUGCCCCUCACCCUGUGCCCAGUGCCCCUCACCUAUGCCCCAUGCCCUUCACCUUGUGCCCAGUGCCCCUCACCUAUGCCCCAUGCCCCUCACCUGUGCCUGUGCCCCUCACCUGUGCCCAUGCCCCUCACCCUGUGCCCAGUGCCCCUCACCUGUGCCCCAUGCCCUUCACCCUGUGCCCAGUGCCCCUCACCUAUGCCCCAUGCCCCUCACCUGUGCCUGUGCCCCUCACCUGUGCCCAUGCCCCUCACCCUGUGCCCAGUGCCCCUCACCCUGUGCCCAGUGCCCCUCACCUAUGCCCCAUGCCCUUCACCCUGUGCCCAGUGCCCCUCACCUAUGCCCCAUGCCCCUCACCUGUGCCUGUGCCCCUCACCUGUGCCCAUGCCCCUCACCCUGUGCCCAGUGCCCCUCACCCUGUGCCCAGUGCCCCUCACCUAUGCCCCAUGCCCCUCACCUGUGCCCGUGCCCCUCAUGUGUGCUGCAUGCCCUUCACCCCUUUCUCCUUACUCCUCAUAG